AUGGCUCGUGGUGGUCAGCAUAACAAUGAUGAUAGAUUUCAACCCCUCACAUCCCCUACCUCUGGUAGCACGGCAACACAAUCAGAUCAAUCUUUCAUGGAGAACACUAAUAACCCAUUUUUCAUACAUAGUGGUGAUCAUCCAGGCUUGGUGCUCGUUUCGCAUCUCCUCACUGGUUCAAACUAUAAUACAUGGAGUCGGGCCAUGCUAAUGGCUCUCAACGCAAAGAAUAAGCCCAGAUUCGUGGAUGGCAUUCUUUCGCAGCCCAUGACUGACAACCCUACAGUCGGAAUCCGGUCCCGAUGCAACAACAUGGUCACAUCUUACUUCCUCAACGCUAUCUCAAAAGAGAUAGCUGAUAGUCUUCUCUAUCUCGAGAGUGCCCAUGCUAUUUGGGCAGAUCUACACGAACGCUUCCAUCAAAGCAAUGCUCCACGAAUUUUCCAAAUCAAGCAACAACUACAUGGUCUCUCACAAGGCUCGCUUAAUGUUAAUACCUAUUAUACUCAAUUGAAGAUUCUCUGGGAUGAACUCAAAAACUAUCAACCAAUUCCCGUCUACCAUUGCGGAGGUAUGAAAGCUUGGAUGGAUUAUCAACUGCAGGAGUAUAUGAUGCAAUUUUUAAUGGGUUUGAAUGAAUCUUAUGCUAGCACAAGAGGCCAAAUUUUGAUGCUUGAUCCGUUCCCACCUGUGGCAAAAGUAUUCAAUCUUGUUGUUCAAGAAGAAUGCCAAUGGUCUAUUGGAUCUAGGUCCUCCGCUCCAUCGGAUUCCAUGACGUUCAAUGCCUCUUCUCAGCUCUUUCUGUAG
Vitis vinifera (wine grape) is the source of this 807-nucleotide messenger RNA. RefSeq lists its product as uncharacterized. Bases 1 to 807 code for a protein of 268 amino acids. The record is from RefSeq and is a predicted model, not a curated record. The transcript has a single exon. NCBI's taxonomy places the organism in Eukaryota, Viridiplantae, Streptophyta, Magnoliopsida, Vitales, Vitaceae.